Rhineura floridana is the source of this 1102-nucleotide messenger RNA. RefSeq lists its product as uncharacterized. The record is from RefSeq and is a predicted model, not a curated record. Lineage: Eukaryota; Metazoa; Chordata; Lepidosauria; Squamata; Rhineuridae. The transcript has 10 exons. The coding region runs from base 483 to 1034 and encodes 183 amino acids.
CUUAAGCAAUUAUAUCCAAUGACUUUUCCAUAUUGUAGGUUAUGGAAAGGAAUGAAACUUCAUGCGUUGUGAAGAAAAGGGUAAAUAAAACUAGGAACAUAUAGAACCUAGGCAGCUGCCUUACGGUGAGCCAGCAUUGUCCACACUGACUGGCAGCAGCUCUCCAGGGUUUCAGGCAGACUCUUUCUAUCCCAGCCCUAUCCGGAGAUGCCGGGGGUUUAACCCAGGGCCUUUUCCAUGCCAAACAGCCGCUCUGCCACUGAGCUACAGCCCUCAAAAGGCUCAAGCGCCUGCGGGGCCUGCUUGGCGGCAGGACCACCAAGGUCACCCCUUUAGGGGGUCCUUCCAAAUCUUUGUGGAAGUGCCCCUGCUUCAGGUGGAGGAGCCAGAAAGUCACGCCAGACAGUGAAGCCAAGCCAGAACUGCCAUCUGAGGAGUUCAUCCCCUCGCCUGAUCCUGAACUGAUACGGGAUGAACGCUUUAUGAUGUGUGUUUCCUCUACCUGUGGAGAGGCCUGGGCCAGGGGGCAGGACACCAUGCCCUAUAACAAGAAUGGCGUGGCUCAGGCCAUUGUGCCCAUCAUAGAGAAGUGGGACAUCUUCCCCCCGACACUGACACUGGCAAUGGAAGCCAUUUACAACCUCAGCUUCAUGAAGCCGCCCUUGCGGACAGAGAACAGAUCUCUGAUCAUCAACAUUGCAUUUUAUGCAACAUACAAGAUGACAGAGCGUGGCGAGGAUGGCAUGGAGGAGGUCAAAGAGAUGUUUCUGUUAAUGUUGAAGGGCCUCCUAGCAGAGGCCCCAACCGUGGGAACUCUUUCCAGCAUUGUUGAAGACCUCAGUUUUUACGUGUCUGCAAGAGAGAAUGGGGAGGAAAACGACCUGGCGGCCAGCAGCCUCCAGUGGUUGCUGGCCCAUUCAGUGACACUGCCAAGUCUGAACCUGGAGUCUGUUAAACGGUUAGUCCCUCCGGAGCUGUCCUGGAUGUGCCCGAGAGCCAAGGAAGAAGAACUUCAAAUGGAAGAUCUAGAAUAGAUCGAGAGAGUGGACAGCGGUGGAGGGACCUUUGUUUGUGUGCUUUUUGUUUGAGUUUUUGUUCUUGA